Messenger RNA from Zingiber officinale, 1236 nucleotides. Its product is annotated as TIP41-like protein. The coding region runs from base 139 to 1014 and encodes 291 amino acids. Gene Ontology annotation, biological process: TOR signaling. The transcript is spliced from 9 exons. NCBI's taxonomy places the organism in Eukaryota, Viridiplantae, Streptophyta, Magnoliopsida, Zingiberales, Zingiberaceae. Gene Ontology annotation, cellular component: cytosol. The record is from RefSeq and is a predicted model, not a curated record.
GCAUACUCAAUCGCUGCACGUGCAUUAAGCAUGCUAGGGGGUGGCUGAAUGCGGCAAUCGCUAGGUUUGGGUGUAUCUGGUAACGUCAAACAAAAGAAAGGAUAAGACAUCUGGGAACCGAUUGCAUCGGUCGGCGACAUGGCGGAGUGGGCCGGCGCGUCGGAGAGCGAUCUGAAGGAGGCUGAAGCAGAGCUGCUGCCGGAGGGGCGGAGUGGGUUGCGGAUCAAGGGUUGGCUCGUCGAGUCAAGCAAGCGCCCCAUCCUUGGCUCUCUCGCCCGUGAGGAGUUGGAAAAAGAACUGGGAGUGUCACACUUACCGGAAAUGGUGUUUGGAGGAAGUGCUUUAUGUCUUUUGCAUGAAGGAAGUGGUGUUAAGUUGCACUAUAAUGCAGUUGAUGCUCUAAAGGGUUGGAUGGAAGAAGCACUGCCACCAGUUGAAGUCCCAGCUGCUGCAAAAUGGAAAUUUAGAAGUAAACCAUCACAGCAAGUGAUUCUAGACUAUGAUUACACAUUUACAACACCAUACAGCGGAAGUGAGACACUAGAUACAGAACCAGAAAAGACAAAUCCUGAAGAAUACCAUAGACUUUAUUGGCAAGAGUGUGAUGAACAAAUUGAUCUGACUGUAUUAUCAAAAAAGGAACCAAUACUGUUCUACAAUGAGGUAGUCUUAUAUGAGGAUGAGUUGGCUGAUAAUGGAGUGUCACUUUUAACUGUGAAAGUGAGAGUCAUGCCUAGUGGCUGGUUUCUUCUGCUGCGCUACUGGCUUAGAGUUGAUGGAGUACUGAUGAGGUUAAGGGAUACUCGAGUAUAUUGUGCCUUUUCCAGUGAUGACAAGGAAAUGCCGGUGAUCAUCAGAGAAAUCUGCUGGAGAGAAGCUACUAUUCACAGUUUAUCUACUAAAGGCUUUCCUUCUGAUUCCACUGCGUACAUGGAUCCAAAUCCUAUCAGUCAGAAGCUCCCCAUAAUCAAACACAAAUCCCAAAGGCUGAUCCUUUCCAGGUCUGCCGAUUAAAGAUGGCGGAGUGGAGAUUGCUGACAGCUUGAUGAACUCGCACCGUAUUCCAAUAUCCUCUUAUGUACGCUAGAUUAUUCGAUGGAUAGGAUGAUGAUCAAAUUAAACAGCCACACAGCUUUUUUUGUCCAUAUUAGUUUAUCAUUUCGCUCUUUAAAAUGCCAACCUGUUUCGUUUGCAAUUCUCUUUCUAAAUGCAAAUUAUGUGAUAUGACUGUCUGCA